AUGAGUCAGGAUCAAGAAUUCAAACAGGUUACGGAGUCAACGAACGCAAUAGCGUAUUUCCAGCAAAAUCCGUACGGGCCAAAUCCAGCAGAUUAUCUGUCUAAUGUGAACAAUUUUGAGUUGAUUGACUCUACUUUGCGUGAGGGAGAACAAUUCGCUAAUGCAUUCUUUUCAACAGAAAAGAAGAUUGAGAUUGCGAAGGCUUUGGAUGACUUUGGUGUGGAUUAUAUAGAAUUAACAUCUCCUGUAGCCUCUGAGCAGUCCAGGAGGGACUGCGAGGCGAUAUGCCAGUUGGGCUUGAAAGCCAAAAUUCUAACACAUAUUCGUUGCCAUAUGGAUGAUGCAAAGAUUGCCGUCCAGACAGGUGUGGAUGGUGUGGAUGUGGUUAUAGGGACAUCUAAGUUUUUAAGGCAAUAUUCGCAUGGUAAGGAUAUGAAUUACAUUGCAAACAGUGCGAUCGAGGUUAUCGAGUACGUGAAAUCCAAGGGAAUUGAGAUCAGGUUUUCCUCAGAAGACUCGUUUAGAUCCGACCUUGUUGACCUGUUGAAUAUUUACAAGACCGUUGACAAGGUAGGGGUUAAUAGAGUUGGUAUUGCGGAUACGGUGGGGUGUGCUAACCCAAGGCAGGUUUAUGAGCUCGUUAGGACAUUGAAGUCUGUGGUUUCCUGUGAUGUAGAAUGUCAUUUCCACAAUGACACCGGCUGUGCCAUUGCUAACGCUUACACAGCGCUUGAAGGUGGUGCCAAGCUGAUCGAUGUUUCUGUAUUGGGUAUCGGUGAAAGGAAUGGCAUUACGCCGUUGGGUGGUCUAAUGGCGAGAAUGAUUGUCGCUGCUCCAGCCUACGUCAAGUCUAAGUACAAACUGCAUAAAAUCAGAGAUAUAGAAAAUCUGGUUGCGGAUGCUGUCGAAGUUAAUGUUCCAUUUAACAAUCCAAUUACUGGGUUUUGUGCGUUUACGCACAAGGCAGGUAUCCAUGCGAAAGCAAUUCUAGCAAACCCUUCAACGUAUGAAAUUCUUGAUCCUCAUGAUUUCGGUAUGACACGGUACAUCCAUUUUGCAAAUAGGCUGACGGGGUGGAAUGCGAUCAAAUCCCGUGUUGACCAGUUGAACUUGAAGUUAUCAGACAAUCAGGUCAAGGAGGUUACUGCCAAGAUUAAGCGACUCGGUGAUGUGAGAUCUUUGAAUAUUGAUGAUGUAGAUUCAAUUAUCAAGGAUUUCCAUGCAGAGGUCGUUACACCUCAAGUCACUGUCAAGAAGGUAAACAACGAUGAUAUCAACCUGCUCAGCAUCGAUCAGCCAUUGAGUAAGAAGACUAGAACUAUUUGA
Eremothecium cymbalariae DBVPG#7215 is the source of this 1326-nucleotide messenger RNA. RefSeq names its product homocitrate synthase LYS21 (gene LYS21). Bases 1 to 1326 code for a protein of 441 amino acids. Lineage: Eukaryota; Fungi; Ascomycota; Saccharomycetes; Saccharomycetales; Saccharomycetaceae. Gene Ontology annotation, cellular component: mitochondrion. The transcript is spliced from 2 exons. The record is from RefSeq and is a predicted model, not a curated record. Gene Ontology annotation, molecular function: homocitrate synthase activity.